Messenger RNA from Erigeron canadensis, 1046 nucleotides. Its product is annotated as 40S ribosomal protein S6-like. Gene Ontology annotation, biological process: translation. The transcript is spliced from 6 exons. Gene Ontology annotation, cellular component: ribosome. The coding region runs from base 106 to 855 and encodes 249 amino acids. The record is from RefSeq and is a predicted model, not a curated record. Lineage: Eukaryota; Viridiplantae; Streptophyta; Magnoliopsida; Asterales; Asteraceae. Gene Ontology annotation, molecular function: structural constituent of ribosome.
CUAGGGGAGCUAUAUAUACAUAAAAUAUACGUAUCAUCACAUCCCUUUUGGCUAUCAAGCAGAAAACCUAGUUUUUGUGGCCGCCAAACAAACAACUUAGCAAACAUGAAGUUCAAUAUUGCUAAUCCCACCACUGGCUGCCAAAAGAAGCUUGAGAUUGAUGAUGAUCAGAAACUCCGAGCUUUCUAUGACAAGAGGAUCUCACAGGAAGUUAGUGGAGAUGCCCUUGGGGAGGAGUUCAAAGGUUAUGUUUUCAAGAUCAUGGGAGGAUGUGACAAACAAGGUUUCCCAAUGAAACAGGGAGUCUUGACUCCAGGGCGUGUUCGCCUUCUCUUGGUGAGAGGAACACCCUGCUUCCGUGGUUUUGGAAGGAGGAAUGGAGAAAGGAGGAGGAAGUCUGUUCGUGGUUGUAUCGUAAGCCAAGAUCUUUCAGUUCUGAACUUGGUUAUUGUGAAGAAAGGUGACAAUGAUCUUCCAGGUUUGACUGAUAUUGAGAAACCUAGGAUGAGAGGUCCAAAAAGGGCAUCAAAGAUCCGUAAGCUCUUUAAUCUGUCCAAGGAUGAUGAUGUUAGAAAGUAUGUCAACACAUACCGCAGAACAUUUACUAACAAAGCCGGGAAGGAGGUCAGUAAAGCACCAAAAAUCCAAAGAUUGGUUACUCCAUUGACUCUGCAGAGGAAAAGAGCAAGAAUUGCUGAUAAAAAGAAGAGAAUUGCUAAGGCAAAAUCUGAGGCAGCUGAGUACCAGAAGCUUCUUGCUUCACGACUGAAGGAACAGAGGGAGAAGCGUAGUGAAAGCUUGGCCAAGAAAAGAUCAAGGCUUUCUACUGCCUCUAAGCCAUCUAUUGCAGCUUAAGGUAAGAAAACUACAGUGUCUUAGUGUUCUAUCAAAAGAUGAUGUGAAAUUUUGCUGUUGACUUGAUUUUGCUCUGUUUUAAUAGUAUUUUGUAGUUUUAAAUUCAAAAUAUUUGUUGUUACAUUGGAAUUCAGAAUCUGGGUUUUUACCCAUGUUGGUUGUUAUUAAGAUGUUGAUGAUGUUUUGUGCUA